Brachypodium distachyon (stiff brome) is the source of this 1879-nucleotide messenger RNA. RefSeq names its product tyrosine N-monooxygenase. The record is from RefSeq and is a predicted model, not a curated record. The transcript is spliced from 2 exons. NCBI's taxonomy places the organism in Eukaryota, Viridiplantae, Streptophyta, Magnoliopsida, Poales, Poaceae. Gene Ontology annotation, molecular function: heme binding; oxidoreductase activity, acting on paired donors, with incorporation or reduction of molecular oxygen; iron ion binding.
AUGCUGAGAUCCUUCUCCUCCGUGGCCGUGGCCCAGCUGCUGCUCGUGGCAACGUUCCUGUACCUCCUCCAGAGGUUUCUGCCAAGGAGGAGCUGCAGGAUCUUCAGCGCACCACCGGUUGGGCCUGGGCCCAGACUUCUUCCUCCGGGCCCAUCGCCAUGGCCAGUGGUGGGAAGCUUGCCGGAGAUGACGCUGAAUAAGCCAGCGUUCCGGUGGAUCCACCGCGUGAUGCACGAGCUAGGCACCGACAUCGCCUGCUUCCGUCUCGGCGGCGUCCACGUGAUCCCUGUGACGUGCCCCAGGAUCGCCAGGGAGGUGCUCCAGAAGCAGGACGCCAACUUCGCGUCCCGCCCACUGAGCUUUGCCUCGGGCGCCGUCAGUGGUGGGUACGUUGAUGUCGUGCUGGCACCCUUCGGGGAGCAAUGGAAGAACAUGCGCCGGGUGGUCCUCUCGGAGAUCGUCUGCCCUUCCCGCCAUAACUGGCUCCAUGAGAGGCGCGCCCAAGAGGCCGAUAACCUCACACGCUACGCAUACAGCCUCGCCCUGCAAGGCACGACCGUGGAUGUGAGGCACGUGGCGCAGCAUUACUGCGGCAACGUCAUCCGCCGCCUCGUGUUCGGCAGACGAUACUUUGGUGGAGGGGGGAUUGAGGACGGCGGGCCGGGGCCGCUGGAGGUCGAGCACGUGGACGCCUCCUUGGCCACGCUGGGAAUGGUCUACGCGUUCUGUGUCAGCGACUACCUCCCGUGCCUGCUCGGGCUUGACCUCGAUGGCCAUGAGAAGAAGGUAAGGGAGGCCCUCGUCAAGAUCGACAGGCUGCACGACGCGGUCAUUCUUGAGAGGUGGCGGCAGUGGAAGUCUGGCGAGAGGCGGCCGGAGGAGGUCGAGGACUUCCUCGACAUCCUCAUCUCGUUUAAGGGCGCGCUGCUCUCAAUUGACGAGGUCAGAGCUCUCUGCAGGGUACGUAAGAACUAACUCCUCUUCUAGAUCUCUCCAUCGAUGCAUGCACGCAAGUGAGCACGUAGCAAAAUCAAAAGGAGUGUUUAUCUUUCAGACAUAGUUUUCGCGGCGGUGGACAACCCGUCGAACGCGGUGGAGUGGACGAUGGCGGAGAUGGUGAACCGGCCGGAGUUGCUUGAGAAGGCGGUGGAGGAGCUGGACCAGGUGGUGGGGCGCGACCGGCUGGUGCAGGAGUCGGACAUCCCGAAGCUCCAGUACGCCAAGGCGUGCAUCCGGGAGGCGUUCCGGCUCCACCCGGUGGCGCCCUUCAACGUGCCGCACGUGGCCCUCGCCGACGCCACUGUGGCGGGCUACCACAUCCCCAAGGGCAGCCACGUCAUGCUCAGCCGGGUCGGGCUGGGCCGGAACCCGGCUGUCUGGCCCGACCCGCUGCGCUUCGACCCGGAGCGCCACUUGGUGAACGAUGAUGUGGCGCUGACAGAGAACGAGCUGAGGUUCAUCUCCUUCAGCACGGGCCGUCGCGGGUGCAUGGCCGUGUGGCUCGGGACGGCCAUGAGCGUUAUGCUCUUCGGGAGGCUCCUGCAAGGGUUCACCUGGAGCAAGCCUGAAGGCGUGGAGGUUAUCCAUCUCAAGGAGGGCAAGCAUGACCUUUUCAUGGAGAAGCCGCUGUUGCUUCAUGCCGAGCCACGCCUCCCGGUGCACCUCUACCGAGCGGCUGCUCAACCAGUUAAUUAGCUAGUUUGUGUUUCUGCAAAUAAAGAUCGAGCUAGGUCCAUCGAUCGCCAUGUAACUCCUAUGAUGUGUGGGAUUAGCUAUAUUAUCAUUUGGGGAAAACAGAGAUCCUCCUUGAUUUAAAUUACGGAAUCAUCGGAAAAUAUAUUGCGCGCACGUUCGCACGUUUGUUCGGCUGCGCGACGCG